UCCGUCAACAUCUGGAGGAGGAGGGGGCAGAUCGAUCAGUUGUGAAACAUAUUAUGUGAAACUUAUUUCCUUCUUAAAUAUGAUACCAUGGUAUAUUUUAAAAUUUUACGCCCAGAAGCAUGUCAAGUUCACUUCUGGAACAGUUGUGUUGCUUAUUCUCACACUGAUCUUCUACAGCUAUCUGAAAUGGUUCCUGGCAGUAUGGUCAUUUGUGGUUGGCAUGGCAGUGACCUAUGUGUGUGUCAGUCCCAACACACUGCUGCCAAACCUGUUGCCUAUGUACAGCAGGAAGAAAAAGCUGUCCUCCCAGUCUGACGAGCUGACUCUCAUGAAGACAGUGUGUACUGUCUGCGGUCAGAGGAAGUGCCCCAGACACAGACCUGAGCUGAAUAUUCUGGCUUUUCAACCAUGGACCAACCUUGAGAUACGACAGAAAAUUGAUCAGUCCUUGGAAGAGUUUUUCAGUAUUAUUUUCAAGGAGUUUGUCUACACAUGGUAUAAGGACCUCAGCACAGAUGAGGAGUUUGCAGAUGAACUGCGGAGCAACAUCAGAUUUAUUGCAGCUGUGUUUCUACGCAGAGCUAAGAAGAUUGAUAUUCCUAACCUUGUAAUCCAUAAACUGGUGAAGGCAGCGAUAGAACACCUAGACUGCUGUAUACGGGCCAAGGUACAUGCUGAAGGUUCCACUGACUUUCAGCAGUGUGUGAUUGACUACCUGGGGCAAGACACUCACGUAGCAAUGUGGAGUCGUAAAGCAGAACUCGAGUAUCUCAGAAGAAUGGCAGAGAGUCUCUUCCCCUAUAUCCUCAGACCCCAGGCCCUGCACUCUAAAAGUACCUGUGCGCUGUUGAGGGAGAUGCUGGCAGGCUCAGUGCUGUUGCCUGCAGUAGAUGCUGUUGCUAACCCAGACCUGGUAAACAACUUGAUUCUCAUCUUCCUGGAUAAUACUCCUCCCCCUGUAGCCAAGGAGCCUCCAUCUCCCAUGGUGCCUUAUCUUGAGGCUUUUGCUCAGCCCCUCAACCAGAACAAAUCUUGUCUGCGCCUGGAGCUGAAGGAGGUUAUCAACAAGGACACCCCCGAGUUGCUGUACCCGUUCAUGCAGUUCCUCAAAAGCGAGGCAGCAGUCAAUGUUCUACAGUUCUGUCUAGCUUGUGAUGACUUCAAUGAGCGUAUCCUGAGUCCCAGUGUUUCCCAGAGUGAGUUAGUAGAGCUGCACAACAUGGCCAAGGAUCUCUACAACAGCUACUGUGCUCCCACUGCCUUGGAUAGGAUCAAGUUUGAUGAACAAAUUGUCAAAGAACUUGAAGGAGUCAUUAAAGGUCCUCCUGAUGGGGUGGUCAAACUGCGGACAUCCACACCACUCUUCAAGGCGUAUGAGCAUGCUUACAACCUGCUGGAAAACAACUUCCUUCCCUUGUUCCACCAGAGUGAUGACUAUUACCGCAUGGUGUGUGGAGGUCGGCCUGGAGCUCUCAGCAGGAACCAGUCAAGUAUGUUACCCCCCAGCUGUGCCCCAGCCCCAAGACAGGCAAAAAAGAAAGAAUUUGGACUCUCACACUUUGGCAAUAAACUGAAGGAGGUCUUCAAAACCUCAUCAGAGGACAAGACGGGAAGCAUGGACAGCCUCGACGACCUUGACCUUCCACCAGCUAUGACUUCAGCCACCAAUGUGGAUGAGGAGAUGGAUGACCCACUGGACCUACCAGACCCUCCCAAACAUGACCUGAGCACCUGGCGGGUCACUGUCCCUCGGAUCGGUGCUCGCCCAGACCCAGACAACCCUAAGAAACAGUUCUUUGUAUUCAUCAUUGAUGUCAGACGUGUUGAUGUACCGGAAGGUGUGUCUGAGAGGUCCAACUGGAUUGUAGCAAGACGCUACACAGAGUUCUAUGUGCUGGAGCAAAAGCUGGUAGAAUUCCAUGGAGAAUUUGACUGCCAGCUGCCUCCCAAAAAGACAUUUGGUACUAAAAACCAGGAAUUCAUUGAGGGAAGGAGAGAAGUCUUUGAGCUGUAUGUGCAGAAGCUACUGACAAAACCGCACCUUAAGGGGAGUGAACUGUUGAAGAGAUUUCUGUCUUCAGACAAGGAGGAGUUUACCACAGGCCUCUUCACUGACAUUAACUUAGGCAAACUUGUCAAGGCAAUGCCAAUGAAACUUGUCAAAGAGAGAGGUCAGCACCUUGACCCUUUCCUCCAGGCAUUUUUCCAGUCAACUGAGGCACCUCGUCCUCGGCCCAGUAAACUGGAAAGGAGAGGAUCUGAUGCUUCACAGAGGUCCACAUCCAGUGAGAAGAUGUACUCCUCCCUGUACGAGAACAACGCAGGGUGUGGCUUCAGCGGGAUGACACCCUCCACCGCAGCACCACCCAUUGUCACCAGGGAGGUGGAGGGUGUAUUUGAUUCCCUCAUCUAUGUGGCACGUCAUGUGUACAAGGUGCCAGCAUGGUUCCACCAUAUUUUGAUGACCAUAAAAAUUGUGGGCAAGAACACCAUUGAGUCUUACAUGGAGUGGUACCUGGACAACAAGAUCGAGAAGCUGAAGCAAGAACAUCGCGUUGUGAGCCUCAUACACCUGCUCAGAGACACCUUAUUCUAUGACACAGAUCCUCCAAGGACUGAGGCCCAGAAGCGAGCUCGGUACAAGGAGGUAGUGGCUGGGAGUAUUGACUACAUUCCAAAAGCAUUUGCUGCAGUAAUUGGCACCAAGAGCCAUGUAGAAGGGACCAAGUUUAUACUGGAGUGUCUCCAACAACCCAAGCUCAACAAGCAGCUGACUUUUGUGUUUCUGGACAUCGUAGUACAAGAAUUGUUUCCUGAACUGCGGGAGACCACACCCAGCCCGACAUGAGCCAUCAUGUCCUGCCUCCUCUGUGUUGUCUGCGGCAGCGGCCUGCUGGACGCACUCACUGUCCCUGACAUUACCUGAUGCUGUGUGCAGCCUCACUGGAAUACUCAUGCAACACACAGACAGACUGCCUUCUUGUGGACAUUCACCCAGUGCAAGUUUGUGUGGCUGUCUAUAUGUACAAGCAGUAGACGGAUUUGAAUAUGCCGAAAUCAAUGUCACACAGCUAUUUCCAAUUUUUUUCUCUGUGACAAUUCUAUCCAAUUGACUGACAGGAAAUAUCCUCAACAUUGUUUUUUCUAAUUGAAGAAACUUUAUUCAUCACUUUCUGAAUGUCCCGACUGUGUCUGCACACCAUCACAUGGCAGAGGGACAGUGUGUACAGUGCCCAUCAUGUCGUUCAUUCCCUGCACAUAUCUCUAACUCUAACGGUUUCAAAAUAGAUGUAUUUACAUUAGCAUCAGUAGAAACUGUUGCAACUAGCAUGCUAUUUUUGUGCAGUUUUACCCCCUGGAUGCCACAGGGACAUAUAUGCCCCUCCUCUUCAACCAAAAUGUUCAAACUACAUCACACACACAAAUACACAUCCCAGUUUGGAAUUCUACAGGAAUUCUGUGAUACCAUCCUCUGUCAUCUAGGCUAAGUGAAAUUGCUGUAAUCUGUCAUCUGGGCAAAGGGAAAUUGCUGAAAACGACCUCUGAAAAUUAGAUACAACAUAAAUCUGUUUUGACAUUACCAUUAAUGGUGUUAUUUCGUGUAUGUUUUGAAAUAUUUAGAUAUCAGAUAUUUACUCAAUAUCUGAAGUCAGUAACAAAAAUAGAACAUUAGUGAAAUAGUGAUCAGCCUUAUCUGUAAUGUAUCAAUACACCAGUGAUGAUUGUGAAACCCUAGAAUCGUAAAGCAUGCUGUGGAAAAUAUGUAGUAAAUUUUCUGCUAUAAUGGAUAGUGUUUACAAAAUCAUGUAGCAAAUCACUAAUAAUCAUUCUUAAAUGUUGCCAAUAACCCAAGAAUCGUUUUUGCACGUUGUAGAAAAUAUGUGAACACAAAUGCUGAAGUAAAUUUUCAGCCGUAUUGGAUAGUGUUUACAAAAUCCUGUUCCACCUAUGGUGUUUAUGAGCCACCUAUUACACAACAUAUAUUUCACUCUCAGCUGCGAUACAUACAUCCCUGCAUUCCUCAUACAUUUCAUGAUCAAAUGACAAAUGGUCUAUCACCAAAAUACUUACAAUAUUUGGUAAAUUCAUAAGAAAUUGUGAAAGUUUCCGUUCUGUUUACUUAAUUUCCAUAAGAAUUGUAAAAAAUAAAUGUAAAGCGUGCCAUGUACCCCGUUGAUAUUAUAUGGAAUAUUGUACCAUGAUCCUGAUAAUUCUGAGAUGAUAUGAAGAGAAAUAACCACAUAAUAAUGAACAAAUAGAUGUAAAAAUAAGAUUUGUUGCACAGUACUUACAGUACAGUGUGUAUAAUAAACAGUGGCAAAAUUUGCAUGAAAAAAACACUUAGCACUGUCAGACGAAAACCCAGUGUCGCGCAUCUGCAAUUUUCCAAAAACAUUCACUGUUCAGGUCUUAUGACAAUGUGCAUCAGAAAAAUAACUCGGCAUCCAGGGGGAUAAAAAGAAGAGUCGAGAUGAUCUCUUUUUAGUUUCAUAAUGCUUGCAUGAAAUUUGGUUGUACAAUUCUUGUCAGAUGGCAGUCUGUGUUAUCUGUCAAUAUCCCAGCUAAAGUGUUACGUUGAUGCAGCCUUGUUGGUUGCAAACUUCUUCUAUAUAUAUUUAUUGUUGUUUUGGAUGCACUUUCAGUGCACAGCUGUUUAUUGCUGUCUGUUUUUUUGUUUGGGAUUGGGGUACCCAUAUAUGCAGAUGAUGUAAGUACCGGUAUUGUGAAAAUAAAAUAUCAACAGUGAA
This is a messenger RNA of Haliotis rufescens (red abalone), 4748 nucleotides long. RefSeq names its product sorting nexin-14-like. Gene Ontology annotation, biological process: autophagosome maturation. The record is from RefSeq and is a predicted model, not a curated record. Bases 80 to 2848 code for a protein of 922 amino acids. The transcript has 32 exons. Lineage: Eukaryota; Metazoa; Mollusca; Gastropoda; Lepetellida; Haliotidae. Gene Ontology annotation, molecular function: phosphatidylinositol binding. Gene Ontology annotation, cellular component: late endosome.